Messenger RNA from Plasmodium vivax (malaria parasite P. vivax), 1440 nucleotides. RefSeq names its product spliceosome-associated protein 49, putative. Lineage: Eukaryota; Apicomplexa; Aconoidasida; Haemosporida; Plasmodiidae. The transcript has 3 exons. Gene Ontology annotation, cellular component: nucleolus; U12-type spliceosomal complex. Bases 1 to 1440 code for a protein of 479 amino acids. Gene Ontology annotation, biological process: positive regulation of mRNA splicing, via spliceosome. The record is from RefSeq and is a predicted model, not a curated record. Gene Ontology annotation, molecular function: RNA binding.
AUGUUCGCUCCUCAUAAGAGCCAGGAGAUUAGUCACAUCUACGAACGAAACAAUGAAGCGACACUCUAUAUAGCCAACCUAGACGCCCAAGUGGACGAAGAAAUCCUGUGCGAGCUGUUUAUGCAAUGCGGUAACGUCAAGAAUGUGCACAUCCCUCGGGACAAGAUCAAUGGGUUCCACGCAGGCUACGGCUUCGUCGAGUACGAAUACGAAUACGAGUGCGAGUACGCGGGGAAGGUGCUGAACAUGACGAAGCUGUUUGGGAAGCCCCUGCGGUGCAACAAGGCGUCCCAAGACAAAAGGUCCUUCGACGUGGGAGCGAAUCUCUUUAUAGGAAACCUAGACGCAGAGGUGGAUGAGAAAAUGCUGUUUGAUAUCUUCUCCUCAUUUGGCCAACUAGUAACCGUUAGGAUAAUAAGAGACGAAAAUGAUACCUCCAAAGGACACGGGUUCAUAUCGUACGAUAAUUUCGAGUCCAGUGACAUGGCCAUAGAAAAUAUGAAUAACCAAUUUAUAUGCAACAAGAAGGUGCACAUAUCUUAUGCUUUUAAAAAGGACUCCAAGGGGGAGAGGCAUGGCACAGCAGCUGAACGAUUUAUUGCGGCCAACAAGGCCCUCAGUUCAUACUCUGGAAAUGAAAGCUCCAAUCAUGUCAUGCCAUUUAAUUCAUCCGCUGCAGAAAAUGCAGCUAAUAGUAGGCGCGGAAAGAAUAAUAGUGCCUCUCUAAAUGGGGAGAACAACCCAUUCGUACGAUCGCCUUUAACUUCCUCUAAUGCUAUCAACCCACCUUCAAGUGACUCGAUGCCACCGAUUAUGCAUUCCUACUUUCCGGGGAACAUGCCUCCUCCCAUGGGGUCCAGUUUUGCACACCAACCGAUGAACAUGCAUGGCGGCAUGCGCCCCAAUGGCUCCUUCAUGAUGCCCCAGAAGAUGGGCACCCGGAUGAUGGGGAACAUGCCCCCCAACAUGCCCCCAGGAAUGCCUAUGAAUAUGCCCCCCAACAUGCCGCCAGGCAUGCCCAUGAAUAUGCCCCCGAACAUGCCCCCGAACAUGCCCCCGAACAUGCCCCCGAACAUGCCCCUAAACAUGCCACUGAAUAUGCCCCCAAAUAUGCCCCCGAACAUGCCCCUAAACAUGCCGCUUAACAUGCCGCUUAACAUGCCCCCCAGCUUUCCCCCGAACUUCCCCCCGAACUUCCCCCCGAAUUUCCCGCCAUCCUUUGCGCCAAACUUCCCACCCAACAUGCCGGCCAGUGUGCCAGCCGGUGUGCCCCCCAACAUGCCAACCAGUGUGCCCCCCAACUUCCCUCCAAGUUUCCCCCCCAACUUGGCGCCCACCCCCCAGGCCGGCAUGCAACUCGGCGGCUCGCUGAACGCAUCAUCAACUGCGGAGCCGAGUCAGAGUGGCCCCAGCGAGCAAACUGAAGUCGCGGGGGGGUAG